GUGAUAAUUAAAAAGAAAAAGGAAAAGAUAGUUGCCCGAGAAAAACGAGUAAACAAAACCAAAACGUGAAAGUGGUCGGCAUUGACGGCUUUGUCUGUCUGAUUUCUUUUUUUUUUCGGUCCGAGGCAAAGCCUCAGAGAUAACGCUGUCCUCAAAAUCAUUGAUCUGACCUAGAAGCCAUGGACGCCAAUUCCCAGCAACCAGCUACCGGUGGUUCUCCGCCUAAACCAUGGGAGCAAGCUGGGGGCUCGUCUAGUUCCGGACCCUUUAAGCCACCAUCACCUGGCAGCACCAGCGAUGUGGUGGAGGCAUCCGGAACAGCAAGACCAGGUGAAAUUGUUCCGACUGCUGAUAGAACUGCAGCUGUGAAUAGAAACGCUGUUGGUAGGCCUUUACCUAGUAGGCCUUGGGAGCAACAGAAUUAUGGGUAUGGAUCUGGUUUAAACUACAACUCAGGGUAUGGUUUGGGAAUGUAUGGUUCAUCAUAUGGUGGAUUAGGGUCUUAUGGUGGUGGAUUGUAUGGUAACGGCAUGUAUAGAGGAGGUUAUGGUGGUCUAUAUGGGAACUCUGGAAUGUACGGUGGUGGAAUGUAUGGUGGUGGCCUAGGUGGCGUUGGGGGUCCAAUGGGUGGUUAUGGAAUGGGCAUGGGUCCAUAUGGUGAGCAAGAUCCAAAUAAUCCUUUUGGGGGUCCCUCAUCCCCGCCAGGCUUUUGGAUUUCCUUCCUCCGUGUGAUGCAAGGUGUUGUUAACUUCUUUGGCCGGAUAUCUAUUCUGAUAGACCAGAAUACACAAGCAUUUCACAUGUUUAUGACUGCUCUUCUUCAGCUUUUUGAUCGCACGGGAUUAUUGUAUGGAGAAUUAGCUAGAUUUGUGUUAAGACUGCUGGGAAUCAAAACAAAGCCCCGAAAAGUCAAUCAACCAGGACCCCAUAACCCUCAUGGGAAUCAGAACUAUAUUGAGGGGCCAAAGGCUGCUCCAAGUGGCGCAUGGGACAAUUUAUGGGGAGAAAAUGGUAGCACUUAGUUUGCUACUCAAUCUCCAUCCAACGACAUCUGGUAAAUUGACCAGAGCUUUAAAAAGGCUUGUCGGAGCAUGGAUGAGACAAAUUCAACUACUUGCAUGAUGAAAGCUAGGUGGUGUUCAUCUGAAGAAUGUUUGUGGUCGAAGUUUUUCUGCUUGUUUUGAACGUACCUAGUACUUCCAUAUUGUUAAAAAGAUGAGACAUGAUAAUAGCCAUUAAAUGUGCAUAUAGGCUUCUUGAUACUAAUGAAAGGAAAAUAUGAUGCUUGAAUGAA
Molecule: messenger RNA, 1294 nt
Organism: Durio zibethinus
Lineage: Eukaryota; Viridiplantae; Streptophyta; Magnoliopsida; Malvales; Malvaceae
Product: peroxisomal membrane protein 13-like
Biological process (GO): protein import into peroxisome matrix, docking
Cellular component (GO): peroxisomal membrane; peroxisomal importomer complex; peroxisome
Source: RefSeq, a predicted model, not a curated record